Molecule: messenger RNA, 1295 nt
Organism: Thalassophryne amazonica
Lineage: Eukaryota; Metazoa; Chordata; Actinopteri; Batrachoidiformes; Batrachoididae
Product: maternal B9.15 protein
Exons: 5
Coding region: 137-1015 (292 amino acids)
Biological process (GO): negative regulation of mitotic cell cycle; negative regulation of cell population proliferation
Cellular component (GO): cytoplasm; nucleus
Source: RefSeq, a predicted model, not a curated record
AUUACAGCAGCACAGAGAACAAGGAAGCAACAUGUGCUCAUCAUAAUAACUCCAACUCAUCAGCGGCUCUCAGCACAGACAGACCACCGAAACACUGCUCAAGAUUCACCGUCUGGAGGCUCCGGACCACCAAACCAUGAAGCGAGAGGUGAAAGCCGGUGUCGACUUCCUGAAGCGCCUGGUUUUGGCACGCGGAACGCUGGACGCAGCCAAAGUGGAGCAGUUUGCGGAAAAGCUGCAACAACUUUUAUGUAACAAAUACGAGGAGCACUGGUACCCCGAGUGUCCCAACAAAGGGCAAGCUUACAGAUGCAUACGGAUAAAUAACGUAACGCCGUGUGAUGAUGUGGUGCAGAAGGCAUGUGAGGAGAGUGAGCUCACACCCAGCGAGCUCGGCCUUCCGCCUGAGGUCACGGUGUGGAUCGACCCACUCGAGGUGUGUGCAAGAUCCAGGGAGAGCUGCAGGCCCUUCACUGUGGCUCGUUUUACAGACAAAGAGGAGAAGACGGAUAAAGAGGAGGAUGAGGAGGGUUCAAAAGAAUACAAAGAGGACACUUCUGCGGACUCCGUCCACCUCGACACGUCUGACUACCACUCGGCGACCUCUUCCGACUGCGGUUCCGCAGCGUCGAGCGACACGGAAGAGGAGGUAAAGGACGGCGAGACAGAGGGAGAGAAAGAGAAAGAUGCUGUGAAGAAGAAGACAGCGGCAGAAGGCAACACCUACUCAAUAACAAUGGUGCCCAGAAUUCGGACGCGGACUGGAGACUGGCCACAUAAGGUCAAAUACGUCAGAAAUCUGCUCCCUGCUAGCCUCCAGUACUUCUACCAUCCUUCAUCAGUGUGGCCUCAGUACAAGAAGAGUGCCCCUGUGUUUGUCACCACGGUGUGCGCUCCUCCGCCACCACCGCCACCACCCCAGCAGGUGAUCAGCUACUACGUGUUACCGCAGCCGUCGCCGCAGUUCAUCGUGCCUCAGACCGCCCUCCAGCCUUGGGGCGCUGUGAAGGCUUAGGCCACCCGGAACCAGCAUGGAGACACUGGAGCAUUAGAUAAUCGUAUGACUGAGUCAGUGACAUCAGGUCUCUGAGUUCACCUUAUCUUGAGCCAAAAAAGAACUUUCUAAAAAAUGAUUUAGCUCAGUUAGUCUUUGCACAUUCUCUCUUCCUUUCUCUCUCCUUUUUUUUUUUUGUUUAAUAACCUUUAUUCAGCACAAUGGGAUGAAUUUCAUUAUAAAAUGUGCACACAAUAUUUGAAUUGUUGGAAUCUAUUGAAUCAGCACUGCUAAUUUUUAC